Messenger RNA from Moneuplotes crassus, 702 nucleotides. NCBI's taxonomy places the organism in Eukaryota, Ciliophora, Spirotrichea, Euplotida, Euplotidae. The record is from the annotation of a GenBank genome assembly.
UUGAUGCUAAUCUAUAAUUGAAUUAAAUAUGGCUAGCAUAGUUGGGAAGAUCAAGGACAUUAACUUCAGAGUAACCUCUGACUUACUUUAUGCUAAUAAGCUUGCUCCAGAAACAGCACAAGUUUUAUUCCAUAAUGUACUCUCAUUUGUAAAGAAUAUCUCUCCUUCUUGCGAUAUGACUGAGUUCUCACAAUUAUUGGAGGAUGAAGCACAGGGAAAUCUUGAUAGUGACAAGAUCCUUAGUGUUGAGCACCUUAAAAUACUUAGAUCAGCUCUGAUAGUAUUCUUUAAGAGCACUGAAAAGAACAAGGAUGAUCUCGAAGGUAUAAAGCAGUAUUGACAGAGCAAAAUAGGGUUCACCGAGCCUAUACUAGACGCCUUAAUGAAGUCAAUGGAGAAACACGCCAUACUUCCUAGGCAAGAAAUGAAAGUAAACAGGCUCCUUGACUUCAAAUGGGUUGUCCUCAAUGAAAUAAAAUCAAAUAAGAAAGAAGAUCUUAAGGAUGUCAGAGUACUUCUCUCCUUCAAAGUUGCAGAUGAUGAUGGAGAUUAUGUUAUCCAGAACCUUGACACUAACAUCGAAGAGGCUCUAGCCAUCAAGAACGAGCUCUCACAAGUCAUCGAUAUGCUUAAUUAGAGAAAUAGGCUAUCAAUUAUGUUGAGAUUCAAGUGCAAAUUUGGAUAUUAAUAUGCUCAAUAUUA